AUUUAUUUCUUCUUUGUGCCGGCAUUUUGCAAAUUUGUUUAAAUUAGAGGCAAAAAAAGAGUUCCGACGAAACAUUUUAGCAAAAAUAAACAAAAUUCAUAAGGAACAAUGUUCCAAGUAAAGUGAAGUGCAUCAACAUUCCUCUGUUGUAAAGCCCAUUCGAGUGUCACAUGCGAUGUGAGCGCGUGAAUUCAUUUCUUUUGUGCUAUCGCCAGCGCUCAUCGCACCACAAAUUAAAAAGCUAGCAGAGAGCAUUACUCAACGCCGUGGCCAACAUUAGCAAGUAGCUCCCAUUGACAUUGCUUGCUUUGCGUAGCGAAGCGCUAGCUCCUAUUGUUAUGGAAGACGUGCCGGCAACAUCGAGCUUUUAGUCACUUUGCGAGUUUCUCGGCGAUUGGUUGUGGUGGGAGCUUAUGAAUGUUAUAGCGCGGCGACGGACUUGAUGUUAUAAUUUAUUUGUUGUUAUCCAUACCUGCGCUUUUUUUAGCGAUAUUUGUUUACGAACGCAGGCGCAGCCAGGUAACAUAUUGUACUAAGUGCUAAGUGCUUAAGCGUUGAUGAGAAAAUUAAGAAACAAUAGUUAAUAGAAUUUACGUGACUUGACAAAAACGUGUCUAUCAAAAUCAGCUAUUAAAAGAGGAAAACAAUUUCUAAUAAUAAGUGGGAAUUGGUGUAUUUGCUAAGGCAGACUCAGUAUUAACUCGAAAGAGGAACAGCGAUAAUAUAUUAUUGUCACUAUCGCCACUACAAGCUAAGGCCACCAGACGGAGCUAGCUUAUAUCUGUAGUCUAUAUUUACAUACAUGUGAUGAUGUCUCAACGCACUGCUUCAUCCCGCAUGCAAAACUAAUUUAAGUAAAUUUUCGAAUGCCAAAGUUGUUAAAAGACCCAAGAAAAAUCGCUAAAAGCCAACUGAACAGCACUGAAACCCACAUACACAUUUAUAGCUGUGGAUAUUCGUUUGUGCCUUUAGAUAUGCAGGUGCAUAUGUGGCCUCUCAUGUAUUAAUUGGGGGAAAAAAGAAAGUUUAUUGCUGCUCAUUCAGCGUUUUUACCGCCACGAGUGUGAAUAAGUACUUUUGCAUUUUUUUCGUCGCCAAAUAAACACAGCCGUCCACAAUGUUAACCCUAUUUAUUGCGCUUUUUGCUCUAUUUAUAUUCUGCGGCUUUUAUUUUGCCAAAACGUCGAAGGAGAUGCCAAAAAGUUGGUAUGAAUUCAAAACAGAGCUGCGCUAUCAAUAUAUUGGCCUAGUGGGCUUGUAUAACGAUUUCACAUAUCGAUCACGCGAUCGUGUCGCACUUUAUAAGCAACCUGGACGUGUAGCCGUAAUAACUGGUGGCAAUCGUGGCAUUGGCCUACGAACAGUAGAGAAACUGUUGGCUUGUGAUAUAACUGUAAUAAUGGGUGUACGUGAUCCCGUCAGCGCCGAAGCCGCGGUCAGGUCCAUUGUCGAUCUUACAAGCACUGAUGGCAAGCUCAUAUGCGAGACGCUUGAUAUUGGCGAUUUGAAGUCCGUCCAAGCGUUUGCAGAAAAAGUUAAGGCGCGCUAUAACAAAGUGGAUUUGCUAAUCAACAAUGCUGGCAUUAUGUUUGCGCCCUUCAAAUUGACCGCCGAUGGAAAUGAGUCUCAUUUUGCCACCAACUACUUGGGCCAUUUUCUACUCACGCAUCUCCUUUUGCCCGAGCUGAAGGCUGCUGGCAAAGAGGGCAAGAAUGCGCGCAUCGUUAACAUCUCAUCGUGUGUGAAUUUGAUCGGCCGCAUCAAUUACAAUGACAUCAAUGGACUCAAACACUAUUACCCCGGCACUGCGUAUAGUCAGUCGAAAUUGGCACAAAUUCUUGCCACACGCCAUCAGCAAACCAUCUUGGACGCACAAUCGGCGCAUGUGCAGGUGAAUGCCGUGCAUCCAGGCAUUGUGGAUACUGAUCUGUUUGAGCACAGCGCCACCACUUAUGUGCCAUUCAUGAAAAAAUUGCUUUUCAAAACUCCCGAGCAAGGUUCACGCACUGUUGUGUUUGCUGCCAUCGACCCUAAAGUGGAGGGCAAAGGUGGCACCUAUUUGAACAAUGGUGGACUGGGACACAUGCAUCCAGAUGCUAAGAAUCCAGCUAAAUGUGAGAAACUAUUCAAAUAUACCUGCGAGCUGUUGAAAAUUGAAGAAUUCGGUAAUGGCAAAAUUUGAUGCGACCAAGGAGGGAUUUGUGACAACUAACGGAAACUAUGUAUGCCACCGGAUUUGAAGUCAUAUUCAUUGUAUUCCAGUAUAUUUAAACCGCCCAAAACAGUCUGUUUUAUACAUUAUACAAUUUUUUGAGGAAGUGAGGAUAUUUAUUACCGUUAC
Messenger RNA from Rhagoletis zephyria (snowberry fruit fly), 2341 nucleotides. RefSeq names its product dehydrogenase/reductase SDR family member on chromosome X. The record is from RefSeq and is a predicted model, not a curated record. NCBI's taxonomy places the organism in Eukaryota, Metazoa, Arthropoda, Insecta, Diptera, Tephritidae.